This is a messenger RNA of Camelina sativa (false flax), 1148 nucleotides long. RefSeq names its product N-(5'-phosphoribosyl)anthranilate isomerase 1, chloroplastic. Lineage: Eukaryota; Viridiplantae; Streptophyta; Magnoliopsida; Brassicales; Brassicaceae. Gene Ontology annotation, biological process: L-tryptophan biosynthetic process. Gene Ontology annotation, molecular function: phosphoribosylanthranilate isomerase activity. The record is from RefSeq and is a predicted model, not a curated record.
AAAAAAGUUUGGUAGAGCCCGAUUUGUUUUUUUUCCGCCAAUCUCUCUGAUCUUCUUCAGCUACGACCGCCGUCUCCGUUGAACCUCUUCUUCUCAUUUCAUCGACGGGUGAAUCAUCCAAUACCUUCUAAGAUUUCGCGACAGUGGAACUAAGAUGUCAAUAGGAACAUCAACAGAUCUUCGCGUCCAUCCUAGAGUUCUCAGUUUCUCCAGAACCCACAAAUCCGGUUUAAGCAAUCGAAAGGUGUCUUUUUUGAGAGUCGGGUAUGCUCAGAAUAGGAAAUUUAGCUGCAGUGUUUCUUCCAAGACAGAGGAUGUAGCUUCUAGAGAUGAUGGUAGAGGAAAGGAUGGACCUUUGGUUAAGAUGUGCGGUAUCACAUCAGCCAGAGAUGCUGCUAUGGCAGUUGAGGCUGGUGCUGAUCUCAUCGGGAUGAUUAUUUGGCCGAAUUCAAAACGAUCCAUUUCUCUUUCCGUUGCGAAGGAUAUCUCCAAAGUGGCCAGGGAUGGUGGGGCCGAACCUGUUGGUGUUUUUGUUGAUGAUGAUGAGAACACGAUACUUAGAGCAGCUGAUGCCUCAGACAUUGAGCUUGUUCAGCUUCAUGGUAAUGGUUCGCGUGCUGCUUUCUCGGGAUUAGUACGUAAAAGGAGAGUCAUAUAUGUCCUUAAUGCAAAUGAGGAUGGAAAGCUCUUGAAUGAAGUUCCUGAGGAGGAUUGUCAUCUCGCUGAUUGGAUUCUUGUGGAUAGUGCAACGGGUGGGAGUGGUAAAGGAUUUAACUGGGCUCAGUUCAAGUUACCCUCCUCCAUCAGAAGCAGAAAUGGGUGGCUCUUAGCUGGGGGAAUCAAUCCAACAAACGUUUCAGCAGCUCUUUCUAUCCUUCAACCUGAUGGAGUUGAUGUUAGCAGCGGUAUUUGCGGUACAGACGGUAUCGAGAAGGAUAAGUCUAAGAUAAGUUCUUUCAUAACUGCAGUUCGCUCUGUACAGUACUAAUGGCUAGCAAUAAAAGCCAAGGUGAUGCUUUAUCUUGUAACUAUAGUUUCGAGCACCAACCUGUUGUUUCCAUGCCACUAAGUUUUGAAAUUUGAAUUGUAACUGGCUAAGAAAAACAGUUCCCUUUCUUUCAUCAGUAAUAAGAUGUAAUUUAAAGGUG